AUGCGGACCGUCGUCGGCCUGAUCGCCGUGCUGGCGCCCCUCGUGGGCGCCUCGGCCGGGUGUGAGGAGUGCUGCUCUCCGGGCGGCUCGUGCGACCACGCCUUCAAGCAGUCCCCGGGCAUCUGCUGCGGCGUCGAAGAGUCGACGUCGAUGUGCUGCCCAGCUACUGCAAACUGCUUUCGCUGCGUCUCCGGGAUGUACCGCUGCUACGCCCAGCACGCCGAGCCAUCCUGCGCAAUCUGUGGUGCCGCCGGCGACCCUCGGCCACAGAUGCGAGGGCCCGACCCAAGCGACUACUACCCGGCCGCAGUGCCUGCCCCGGGCGCCUACAACCAGCAGGCAGCGCCAUACUACCAGCAGGCGGGGCCCUACCCGACCGGCGGCAUCCCUGAAGGCCUGCCUGUCCACCAAGAGGGCUAUUCUGGCGGCGCUGUGGCGGCAAGUGCAGGCGCGGGCUUCAUCGGUGGCAUCCUCGCCGACCGCGCGGCGCAGGCCGUCUUCGGAGGAGGGGGCGAAGGAGGGGGCAGCGGUGCCGUCCCUGCAACCGCCACCUACGCCGACGCUGGCUUUGCCGCAGACACGGGCGGAGGCGACGGUGAAGCGGGCGAGUUCAUUGAGGCCGACGGGGGCGAUGAGUUUGACGCGGAGUAG
Messenger RNA from Emiliania huxleyi CCMP1516, 651 nucleotides. RefSeq lists its product as hypothetical. The record is from RefSeq and is a predicted model, not a curated record. Bases 1 to 651 code for a protein of 216 amino acids. NCBI's taxonomy places the organism in Eukaryota, Haptophyta, Isochrysidales, Noelaerhabdaceae. The transcript is spliced from 3 exons.